AACCCCACCCAGCCCACAGACCCUUCUGGUCUGCAGCUGUCGCCCUUGGUCCAGACGCCUCCGCUGCUGGCUGGAGAGGGGCUUGGGCCAGGUGUGUCCAGUGUGUGACCGCAUCCUCCUCCAGCCGGAUCGUCCUCCUUCCUCGCAGCUAUGGCGGUGACAGUGUCUACUCAAACGCUGACCCAGCCUCUGGGCCUCCUUCGCUUGCUCCAGCUGCUGUCCACCUGCGUGGCGUUCUCAUGCGUGGCCCACGUGGGUGCCUGGAUGGGGCCCAUGGGCAACUGGUCCAUGUUCACCUGGUGCUUCUGCUUCGUCGUGACGUUCAUCAUCCUCUGCGUGGAGGUGUGCGGCUGCCAGGCCCGGUUCCCACUGUCGUGGCAGAAUUUCCCCAUCACCUACGCCUUAUACGCUGCCCUCUUCUGCCUGUCGUCCUCCAUCAUCUACCCCACCACCUACGUGCAGUUCAUGUCCGAGGGCAGCACCCGCAACCACGCCAUCGCCGCCUGCACCUUCUCCUGCAUCGCCUUCCUGGCUUAUGCCACUGAAGUGUCCUGGACCCGAGGGAAGUCCACAGGCUACAUGGCCACUAUACCCGGGCUCCUCAAGGUGCUGGAGACGUUCGUAGCCUGUAUCAUCUUCGCUUUCCUCAGCAACGCCGGCCUGUACCAGCGUCACGAGGCCCUGGAGUGGUGCGUGGCGGUAUAUGCCAUCUGCUUCAUCCUGGCAGCGGUCACCAUCCUGCUGAACCUGGGGGACUGCACCAACGUGCUGCCCAUUGCCUUCCCCACCUUCCUGACAGUCGUGGCCGUCCUGUCCUUCCUCAUGUACGCCACCGCCAUGAUCAUCUGGCCCCUCUACCAGUUUAAUGAGAAUUACGGCGGCCAGAGCCGGCGGCUGAAGGACUCGUACUGUGCCUACCGCCACCCGCACUCCGUGUGCAACUGGGAUCGCCGGCUGGCCGUGGCUCUCUUAACAGGAGUCAACCUGCUUGCGUACCUAACCGACCUGGUGCACUCCACCCGUGUGCUGGUCAUCAAGUGAGCUGCAGUCAGAGGGCGUCCCACGGCUCUGCCCCUCCUCUCUGUUCUUUGCUCCCCUCUGUUUUUUGGUUUGGUUUUGUUGGUACUGAUCGCUGAGUCUUUAUUUCCCCUUCUUUUCCUUCAUCCUCUGAAUUUUCUUCCUGGGGUCUUUUUUCUUUUCCUCUCCUUUUUUCUCUGCUCUGUGUUUAGUCACAUCUUGUUUUGCAUACCUUUCUUCUUCCUCCUCCUCCUCUUCAUCUUUCUCCUUCCCCUCCUCCUCCUCCUUCCUCCUUCCUGUUUUCUCAUCUGCCUCUUCCUUGGGAGCCGUGGGACUUCCUGCUCUGCCCUCUCCCACCCCACCUCAAAGGUGCUGGCUUACACACCCCACAAGCUUUCGAAGCUCUUCAUGCCAUGAGCCUCCCUAGGGGCUCCCUCAUUGCCAAAGCAUGCCUGCCUGCCCUAGCUGUGCCUUAGUUUGUGUGUAUCUGUGAGCGUGUGGGGUAGGGGUGGGUGGGGUGGGCAGCAAGGGGUGGGUGCCUUUUCUCCCACUGGAGGAGGGUUUACAGUGCAUCUCCCCUUUAAGUU
Molecule: messenger RNA, 1604 nt
Organism: Dipodomys spectabilis (banner-tailed kangaroo rat)
Lineage: Eukaryota; Metazoa; Chordata; Mammalia; Rodentia; Heteromyidae
Gene: Myadm
Product: myeloid associated differentiation marker
Exons: 3
Coding region: 151-1041 (296 amino acids)
Cellular component (GO): cell-cell junction; plasma membrane
Source: RefSeq, a predicted model, not a curated record